ACAUAGGGAUUCAAGGAGACUCUGACCACUCCCCCGUGUCCAUCCAGAUUAAAUCACCCCUCUUCAAGCCAAAGGAACGCCAUUGGCAACUAAACAAAACCAUACUAUCAGAUGCAGAAUGCUCGACACUGACUACGCAAGUACUCACCCAAUACUUCAAAACCAACACCACCCCAGAAGUAUCCCCAUUGAUAACAUGGGAGACACAUAAAUGUGUUGUUAGGGGACACUACAUAAAUCUUUGCACGCAACGCAAACGGGAGAACACUAGACACAUCCUGGACUUGACGAAACAGAUAACCGAACUCGAAACCACGCAUAAAAGGGAAUUGACAGAAGAGGUAUACCUUCAUCUGAUCAACACGAGGAGACAGCUUAGGGACAUACUCUCUCAGAAGUUACUCAAAGUGGUUCGCAGGUCCAACCGCUAUUUUUAUGAGUACUCAAACAAAUGCGGUAGACUGUUAGCCCGAACUCUGCAACAGAGAUGGAGGCAAAACCACAUUCACAAAAUAAAAGCCCAAGGCCGAAAGGAAACAAGACUACCAGCAGAGAUUAUGCAGGCAUUCAGGGUAUAUUAUACUAGCCUAUACAAUCUGGCCGAUACGCCCAGUGCACUCACCCCAACACAACAUAGACGUGAGCUGACAGACUUCCUCACCAAACAUGUAGCCCGGAAACUUACCCCCGACCAAUCCAUGGACAUGGAACAACCCCUGUCCCUGAAGGAACUAUCUGCGGCGCUUAAGCUAACCAAAUCAAAUAAAGCACCGGGUACAGAUGGACUCCCCGCGAGCUACCACCGAACGUAUAGGGACCUCUUGCUGCCACACCUGUUGACAGGCCUGAAUUCGUUACUAGAAGGUGGACAACUCUCGGUGGACACACUCUGA
This is a messenger RNA of Pelobates cultripes (western spadefoot toad), 893 nucleotides long. The record is from the annotation of a GenBank genome assembly. NCBI's taxonomy places the organism in Eukaryota, Metazoa, Chordata, Amphibia, Anura, Pelobatidae.